UGAUUUAUUAUAUAUACCCCUUGGUAAGAAUAUAAAUGUUAUAAUUAUUUAGUUCAAUAUUAAUAUUUACUUUACUGAACUCAUGCCUUUAGAAUUUCUGGCAUCAUAAAUUUAAAAUAAAAAUCUGAGAGUUUGGGAAGCAUGUUCUUGUUCCAUAAUUGUUUGUCAAAAUUAAUUAUUUCUAUAAAAAUUUCUUUUUGUAUAUAAACUAUGAAAUCUACAAAAGGUAACUGGCAUAGUGCCAUUACACCUAAACAUUGAAAAUAGUAUUGAUGAUUUUUUUUAACAUUGGCUUUCCAUCAAUAAGGGUCAUGUAAAAGGUUUUAUCAGAACAUGCCUCUUCAACGGUCAUGUCCCUUUGAACAUUUUCAACGGUCAUGUCCCUUUGGACAAUAUAUUUUCAAUUGCAUACCAUUCGCCAUUUAGUAAACUCAACCCAUCAGGACUGCAAGCCAACCAGGGCCAUUGUGGGUUGAUAAUGAGUCCACAAUCAUAAAGUUUAGCAUUGGGAAGUUUUUCAUUGUACUUCUCCUUUGCAACUUGUUCAUUUUCUAACCCCCAUUGACAAGCUGGAGUUGGCCCAUAGUUUCUUUCUCAAUUAUCUUUACUUCCUCCUUUGACACACAGACAACAGUUACAAACCUGCGACGUGGUCCAUCGACAUCAGACCUUUCAACUUUGCAGAGAAGUUAAGAGUGAGAUCGGGGAUGUGGAUGACAUGCACAUUAUGAGAGUUGGUAUUUUUUAAUGAAAUACAUUGCUUCAUAACGUCCUUUAAGACACUCUUGGCACUUUAGUUACAGUAACUGUAUUUCUGUGACAUACAAUAAUCAGCUUUAAUUUGCCUUUGAUAAUUUACAAAUAGAAUUCUGCUCGGACAGAUUCUGCCUUUUGUCCACAAUAUUUACAUAUGUGUACUAUUUUGUAUCCAAAUAUUGUUGGGCCGUAUAUGCAGGAAGAAGAACACACAAUUAUAUAUUUGACUCGUGAUCCGUAUAAUGAUUAAUAAUGUGCAUUUAAGAAUACAAUAUUAUAUUAUUGAAAAAAAUACUAUGAAACUGCGUGAGAUUUACUAAACGUGGUGUGAGAGCGUAAGAGUGAAGCGAAUUGUGUGAGACUCACGCCGAAUGUGUGAGAGUUGAGAGGUCUGCGAUAUGUUUCCACUUAAUUUCUUGUGCUAAGCCAUCAAAAAUCUCUUGUCUUUGGUCGACUGGAGUUUUCAAUGAAGUUGGCAAUAUUGUACAUGGUUUGCAAUCACUGUCACAAAGUAAUGUACUAAGAAGAGUAUUAGAACCAGUUAAACUAUCUUUCAAUUUUGUUAUCCUUUCAACACUUAUUUCUCUUGCCAUAGGUGGGGUAGCACAGUAGCCAUCUCUUGAUGCAGACAAAAUAGGUCUUUUCCUUUUACUAUUAUUGUCCCUUUCAAAGUUAGCCUUUUCAAAUUUCAAUUCAGUAAAUAGUAAUGGUCCGUGUGUAUCCAUAUUUCAUGCAACAUUCCAUUGCUGUAAAACAUCAGUACAGUUUUUGUCAUCGGGGACAACACUUAAACCAAUUUCCACAAAGUCAUGUACUUGAAACAGAGUAGCUGCGACAUGUUUACAACACCCCCCAGCCUUGCAAGAACACUUUGCUUUUACAACUUUACCAUCUGUUUAGGAGAGAUGGACAUAGACAGUGUAUGAUUGCUGUUUCACGCACACACAAGGCUCUUACCCAAAAAGAGUUUGGAGUUGGCUUGCACAUUCGGUUUGACACGAAAUGUUUUUACAUAAUUCUCUUUAAAUAAGCAAUAUCCCAUUUUCUUGUGAUGGGCAGCAGUAGGACGAUUCUAUUUCGUCAUCACUGCAUCCAGGAUCCCAUGAGAUAGCACGCACGCAUGCGCCAUCAGUGCGACACAAAAACGCUGUCAGGAAGAAGCUCUUUUUCAUGCUUAUAUCGUUUUUUUGUUUUUUUUCUUUCAUUUUGACCAGAGCCACCUGAGGGUUUGUGGCUAAUCUUACAUAAAUCAACUCACAAGAAUGUCAAGGUGACAAAAUGAGUGACGAAGAUGAAUUCCAUCACCUGAAUGACGAAGCCGAAGGUCUUGAAGAACAGUCUAGCGAAGAUAAAAUGGCGGGAAUACUACAAGGACUUCAAUCAACUGUGAAGGAACUCACACAGGCGCCCCGUUCAGACAGAAACGUUGAGUAGUAUCAGAGAAGACCUCCUGCUUCAAUCUGAUGCAAUAGAUCAGGACGAGCAAAGCGGCAACAGCACAGAAAACGGCCUAAAUGUCAGCUCAAUCAUUGCUAACUUGCUUGACUCGAGCACAGAGCACGAGGCCCCAAAGUCUAGCCCUGAUGCAGCGGUAGACAAUGACAUAAUUGAUAGCCUGACUCAGGCUUACUUAGCAAAUCCGAAACAGUUCCCACCUGUGGAGACUAAAAUUGCUACCUUUAUUGAACAAGUCUUGACAGGAGAAAUACCCACCACCAGAUAAUUGCCAACACCUCACAACCGUAAUGGUUAAUGAGGAAAUAUGGGACUUGUUGUCGAGGAAAAGCAGAACAGUUGAUCUUGGAUUUCAGAAAUUUCAAGGGCCCUUUAUGCAAGGGUUAUCAACUCUAACUAUCCUGGCCGAUAGGCUGUUAAAGGAUGUUAAAAAUAGCAAAAACACCAACAUUCGUGAAGUCUUGCAACAACUUAUGGAUGGCAUUGUCCUACUAGGAAAUGCAAACUGGAACUUAAUCAUGAAGAGGCGAGAGUUCAUUAAAUCCGAUUUGAACCCGCCCUACACACAACUGUGUAAAGAGGAUAUUAAACCCACUACCAAGCUAUUUGGGGAUGACCUCUCCAAGCUCCUUAAGGAAAUGUCGGAAGCCAAAAGGGCUGCCCAGCAAAUACAGAAAACUGUGUCUUCUGCAAAGGUUAUGAAAAAUCGAGGCUACCGGUUUAAACCAUAUGAUAAACCGACAACCAGUUUUGGCCAGACUUGGCAACCUGCAAACAAGUCGUACAACUACAAGCGUCCUUUUUUAGGACACAGUUGGGCGACCAGCCAAGCAACGACCGAGAAGGCAGAACAACCACAACAACAAAUCCCAGUAACCCAAGAGGUAAUAUUUAACUAUUCUAACACUAAUGAUUUGGUUAAUAUAUCAACUAGUGCAUUGCACAACUCAUGCAUGGUCCUUUCAAGCUGGUCAAGUGAGACACUUUAUACAGAAUUGGGCCAUACUGACUAGUGACCCAUUUUAAAUGCUGUAAAGCAUUAUCACAUUGAAUUUGAGGGGGAUUUCCCUGUACAAACACAAAGGCCUUAUCAAAUCAGAUUUUCUGCAGAGGAAACACAAAUAAUAGAUUCAGAAAUCUUGAAAUAUUUAUCAAAGCAUGUUAUUGAACCUGUUUGUGUGACUCCAGAAAGUUUUGUAUCCACCAUUUUCAUUAGGCCUAAAAAGGAUGGUUAA
Paramuricea clavata is the source of this 3446-nucleotide messenger RNA. Lineage: Eukaryota; Metazoa; Cnidaria; Anthozoa; Malacalcyonacea; Plexauridae. The record is from the annotation of a GenBank genome assembly.